Aegilops tauschii subsp. strangulata is the source of this 1902-nucleotide messenger RNA. RefSeq lists its product as uncharacterized. The record is from RefSeq and is a predicted model, not a curated record. Lineage: Eukaryota; Viridiplantae; Streptophyta; Magnoliopsida; Poales; Poaceae.
ACCGCGACCGAGGCAAGCAGAGCAAUGGCGGCACCCCGCAAUGCCGCGCCUCUACGCUUCUCCGCCCCACUCCGCGACGCCUCGCUGCUCCGCGCCGCCGUCCUGCUACCCGGCGCCGAUCCGCUCCACCGCGCGGCCGCAUUCCAUGCCGCCGCUCCGCCCCACGGCCCUCUUCUGCCGGAAUCCAAGGGUUUCAGGAGUCCAGAUUGCUACAGCGUCAGAGGCCCAGCAGAUACGGUCGAGUUCUGGAAUCAUAGCAAUGAAGAGGCCCAACAUGUUGCAAAGUUUCAGAGCUUUCAGUUCCACUGGACCAGAUGCUCCCACUGGACCAGAUGCUCCCGUCGUUAAGCAGUUGAUGUUUAACGAUGAUUACGAGAUUAAAAACGAAGUACUCACUUGCUUGAAGGAGUCUUUAAUCUCUGGUAGUAUUCUGAAGCCUACUCGUCAAGGUGGACUGCUCACACCUGACCACAUGCAAAUAUUUGGUGAUUCUGUUCUCGGGGAUGUGGGCUUUGGAAUUCUCAAGCACGGAUGCUAUCUAGCCACUGUGAAUUUGAUGCGUGGAGUCAAUGUUAGUCCGUUGCUAAGGUUGGACAACCUUCUCUGGUCAGCAAAGCAUGGAGGUAUCAUGUUUGACAAGAUCUCUUUGAAGGCUGGAGAGCAAGGACAGCCCUUGAAGGCUGGAGAGCAAGGUUGCCCAUAUAUGGCUGUCGGCACAUUAUUCCUCGAAUGCUUAGAAGUGUCCACUGGUCUGAAGUCAGAGGAGAUCCGAAUACCAUGGGAUGUGAACCAUCUCCUAGGCUAUCUUGCAGAAGCCGGGAAAAUGGAUAAGAGACUUACUACCAAUCACUCUGCUAUAAGACUCCCAGGCGAACGCGUAGUGAGGAACUGCAAUGCAUAUCGCUUCCUCCGUCACCAAGUCGAAUACGAGGUUAAGAAAGGUCCAGGACAUUAUCAAGAGCACAGAAGAUAUUCUGGAAAUCAACAAUUGCAGAACCUUGCGAACAAUGUGCAUCGUGACCUUGCUUCAAAAUUGCCGCUCGAGUUAUUUCAACCUGCAGGGCUGCAUCCUUUUGUUGAUUAUUGGGCACGUGAGGGUCAAGCUAUGCGUGGACUUGGCAGCCGGAUGUCAAAAUGUCCCCUGACCAUACCAUCUGGACCAUAUGGUACUGAGCUUGAUAACGUCACCCUGGGUAUUGAAGUCGGGGAAAAUGUCUAUAGCCCUUCACAGAGAUCCAUUUGAGCACCCUUUUGGUCCAUUUAAUGACCAUGUGGGGGAAUAUCUUUGGAAAAGGCCGUACAACAUCCUACAGAUUGAGGAGCUGUUGAACUGUGUGGAUCCCAAGUAUGGCCCAUCCUUGGAAGCUUCUUUUAUGGUCCGUGGUAUUUGGGACAGGUUGGAUUUAGACCACAGCAAGCCAGUUCUUUGUUACUGGAGCGGUCCCAAGCGCUAUAACCCACCAUCUUUCCUAGAAGAUUACUGGUCCUAGUAACAAGCUGGAAUUACAGAGAAGUUAGAGCCGAGCUUUUCUGUAUUCCAGAAGAAAGGGGUUUUCAUGUUGGCCUUGACACGAACAGGAAGCAUUUCCAGUUAAUUUGCAGCGAGCGUAAAGUUCCAGGAUGGCAUCUAUUCUUCUCUGAACUCGCAGUGUGUUGCAAGAGCCGAACACAAAGUUGAAGCUUUGGUUACAUGCUUUUCCUUUUCCCAACCUGUUGAUGUGCAUAGUUUGUGUAGACAAAGAUUAAUUCUUCCGAAAAUGCACGAGACACUAACUCUUCUGGAACCUGGUCGUCUGUGCCCAGUCUUGCCUCUUAGUUCAAUUUUUUGUUUUUGUUUUGAGGGUUCAGACCCCAUUAGAAAUUCCCUAUACCGUAUUUUCUUUAAGGGAGCAGUUCCGCCUA